GCGCCCCGACUUUUCCGCCUUCCUUGCACCACCCCGUCAUAUCUCGGCAACAAUUUCUCGGCGCCAACCGGCCGAUCCAUCCUCGUCGUAAGUCUGCGCUUUCAUCCCUUAUUGUUCCAGGAACAAACAAAAUCUACAGGUUUCCAAGACACCAGGACGGAGACAUCGAGGAGGCGGCGGAGACGCCGCCGCGUCCUUCCGCUUCUGAGCCGUAUAACAACAAACCCCUCGGCCCCGUCCCCUCUGUCCAUCGAUCACCUUGACCACGUGCCUGUGCCGCAGGCCGCAGCCAGGCAUCUCCGGCGAAUCUGGUUUGAGGCGCGGAGAGAGGAUAUUUGCAUGCGGGACUGAUCAAUCAAAGCAAUGGCAGUAGCGCCCAUGGACUGCGGUGCUGGUUCGAUUAGUCUAGGCCACAAGGUUUUAUGCCGUUUCGGAGUACCCAACAGCAGUAGAUUGCGAUGGGUGGGAUAUGACAGGAAACAAAGGACAGAUCAGUUGAUUGCUAGAGCCGUAUCCGUGGAUCGGACACAACUAGACUUCUCGAAUCCGGACUGGAAGACGCAGUUUCAAGAGGAUUUCGAUAAGCGCUUCAGCUUGCCACACUUGACAGAUGUAAUUGAUGUGGAACCGAGGCCAACUACUUUUUCUCUCAAGAGCAGAGCCCCUCUUGAGAACGCGAAUGGUACCAUGCAAGGAUCAUGGAACGGCUAUGUCAAUGAUGAUGACAGAGCACUUUUGAAGGUUAUUAAGUUUGCCUCACCAACUUCUGCUGGAGCUGACUGCAUUGACCCUGAUUGUAGCUGGGUUGAACAAUGGGUGCACCGUGCUGGUCCACGCAAACAAAUAUAUUUUGAGCCUCAAUAUGUGAAGGCUGGGAUUGUGUCGUGUGGUGGGCUCUGCCCAGGUCUCAAUGAUGUCAUUCGGCAGAUUGUGCUUACACUUGAAAAAUAUGGGGUGAAAAACAUUGUUGGGAUACAGCAUGGAUUCCGUGGAUUUUUUGAGGAUCACUUAUCAGAAGUGCCACUUUCUAGGCAUGUAGUCCAAAAUAUCAAUCUUGCUGGUGGUAGCUUCUUAGGAGUCUCUCGCGGUGGUGCAAACAUUUCAGACAUUGUUGACAGUAUUCAGGCUAGGAGGCUUGAUAUGCUAUUUGUGCUUGGUGGAAAUGGAACACAUGCUGGAGCUAAUGCUAUACAUGAUGAGUGCCGCAAGAGAAAACUGCAAGUAUCGAUUGUAUGUGUCCCCAAAACUAUUGACAAUGACAUAUUACUGAUGGACAAGACCUUUGGAUUUGAUACUGCAGUGGAAGCUGCACAAAGAGCUAUCAACUCUGCAUACAUUGAGGCACAUUCUGCAUUUCAUGGCAUUGGACUGGUCAAGCUGAUGGGAAGAAGCAGCGGCUUCAUCACAAUGCAUGCCUCCCUGUCAAGUGGCCAAGUAGAUAUCUGUCUGAUACCUGAGGUACCAUUCACUGUUGAUGGACCGAAUGGAGUUCUUCGACAUCUCGAACACCUGAUAGAGACCAAGGGAUUUGCUCUGGUUUGCGUUGCUGAAGGAGCAGGACAGGAAUACUUUCAAAAGUCAAAUGCAACUGAUGCAUCAGGGAACAUGGUUCUUAGUGACAUUGGUGUGCACCUUCAGCAGAAGAUCAAGUCCCAUUUUAAGGACAUAGGAGUCCAUUCUGAUGUCAAGUAUAUUGAUCCAACAUACAUGCUCCGCGCUGUGCGAGCCAAUGCAUCCGAUGCCAUCCUGUGCACCGUGCUUGGUCAGAAUGCUGUUCAUGGUGCCUUUGCGGGUUUUAGCGGCAUCACAACCGGGGUGUGCAACACACACAAUGUGUACUUGCCGAUACCGGAAGUGAUCAAAUCCACGAGGUUUAUUGAUCCAAACAGUCGGAUGUGGCACCGGUGCCUGACCUCAACCGGGCAACCAGACUUCCAUUGAUCAAUUAUUAAGGAAGCUUGUAGUAGCAUCCGAGUGUAAAGGAAGGUUGUGUAUAGUAUAGCGAAAGGGACCUAAUUGCUUUGUCAGGCCUUGUCUAGCAGCAUAUGGUUCUGCAAAACAUUGUUUUGCAUUGUAGAUAGGCUAAGUUUGAAAUAAGAGGUGAGAUAGGCAGGAUAGCCUUAGUAUGGCAAAAUGAUCAUCUUGAAGGAUUCAUGAGUGAAUGAUAGCUAAUAAAAUAUUUACGCUUGAUCAA
This is a messenger RNA of Zea mays, 2194 nucleotides long. RefSeq names its product pyrophosphate--fructose 6-phosphate 1-phosphotransferase. Gene Ontology annotation, biological process: fructose 6-phosphate metabolic process; glycolytic process. Lineage: Eukaryota; Viridiplantae; Streptophyta; Magnoliopsida; Poales; Poaceae. The record is from RefSeq and is marked validated. The transcript has 14 exons. The coding region runs from base 364 to 1941 and encodes 525 amino acids. Gene Ontology annotation, molecular function: 6-phosphofructokinase activity; ATP binding.